UCUCAGCUGAGUGAAUCAGAAUUAUCUAAUUUUUGUUAUUGACAAGUCUUCCCUUUUCUUAAAGUCUUCAACUUUGAAAGACAUUGGUUUUUUUUUUUACUUUAGAGAGAAGAAGGGCCUGUUUCAACUUUUUUAUUCUUGUGUGUGUCCACUCAAAAGUUGAAAAAGGUGGAUCAUCAUUGAGAAUUAACAACAAUUUUGUUUUUGUGGGUUAUCUCUUCACUUUUUCUGUAGGUUCCUCUUGCUGAGCAUUAAUGGGGGAUAUGCAAGUUGGUGUUGCCACUAUUGAAGAUAAGGGAUUCUAUGGCUUGAGGGAGGAUACACCGGUAAAGGCUGUGGCUUCAUCGAACCCGAGCCUGCAAGUGUCGGUUUCAUUUGGCAGGUUUGAGAAUGAUUCACUUUCAUGGGAGAAAUUCUCUGCUUUCUCUCCAAACAAGUACUUGGAGGAAGUUGGCAAGUGUGCAACUCCAGGAUCAGUUGCUCAAAAGAAGGCUUAUUUUGAAGCUCAUUACAAAAAGAUAGCUGAGAGGAAAGCUGAGAUCAUGGAUCAGGAGAAACAAUUGGACACGGAAGCAUCUUUUAGAUCAAACGUUUCAGAUCAGGAGAGUGUGGAACGCGAAAAUGGCGUGUUGGUGGCAGAGUCUGAGGUUGAUGAUGGAUCUGAUGGGCAGUUCACUUGUGAUGAAGAUAAGCAUGUGACUGACAUUAUUGUUGAAGUAAAUGAACUGAGUGUUGAUGAGGUUAGUGAGGAUACUAUCAUUGUCAAGGAAUGUCAAAGCUCGGUUGAUCAGGUGAAAGAAGAAGUCAAGGACUGUGUGGAUAGUCCAAUUUUGGAGAAAACAGAAGAGUCUGCUCUUGUGGAGGAGAAACCGGAAGUGGUUGUCCAUGUGCAGGAGGAACCAGAAGAGGUUUUACAAGUUGAGGAUGUUUUAGAGACAGGAGUAAGAGAAGAUGUGAGAGAGGAAAUAAUAUCAGAAGAUGGUAUUAAGGAUACAAAUGAAAAGCCAAUGAAGGAGGUGAAGAAAGAGAAAAAGCAUAAUCUAAUAAAGAAGAAUGAUGGAAAUGUGUGGACUACUCCUACAAGAAGCUCUCCCAAGCCUAAUCAGGUGAUGAAAAAACCGGAAACUAACAAGAUUGUAACAAGUAGGAAAACUCCACCAAGCAAGGAGAUCAAAAACAUGAUGAAGCCAACAAAGAAAGCAGCAGCACCAAUCUCCAAAGCGCCACAAGCAGCACCGAUCUCAAAAGCCCCACAAGGGUUUUCAACUCCAAGAGUUUACAAGCCAGCUUCACAAAACACUUCAUUGUCGACAUCCUACUCUUCAUUAAAGAAGGAAAAUCCAUCGGCUUUACUGAAAAAGAAACAAACUGCUCCAAAGUCAUUGCAUAUCUCUAUGAAUAUGGAUCCACCUGCUUCUGAUCCUACUGCUCUUACAAGCACUAGAAAGUCAUUGAUUAUGGAACGAAUGGGAGAUAAAGACAUUGUGAAACGUGCCUUUAAAACAUUUCAAAAGAGUUUUGACUUCAAAACUUCUGUCGACGGGGAAAACACGGUACUAAAGCAGAGUACUGCAAAGGCAACUAGUAUUCCAUCAGUACCGACUCGGCCAAAGGAAAAGGGCAGGCCUGCAAAAGCAAGUACCAUGGAGAUGAGAAGUGGUACUACCGCCUAUCGAUCUCCAUCUCAUGGACAAAAAAGCAAUGAGAAACAACAAAAGGAGCUUUCCAAGUCUGGUGCAAGACCUGUAGAGAAGACACGCCUGCAGAAGAACCCAAAGCAGGCAGGAGUGAUUGAUGCCAAAACCCGGAGAGACUCUCUUAAUCCGAAAGCAAAACCCAUGCAGGGUUCUCUUCCUGUGCGGACCUUACCAAAAGGCUCUUUAGACAAGGUGUUAUGAUAGUUAUCUCGGUCCAGUUUUAGUCUGAUCUUCUGGCAAAGAUCGCCACCAAUGUUGUUCCACCAGUGUUGAGGUAAAGAGCCAAUGAUCUUGUUGUUAUAUAGAGAAGUCUUUAGUUGCCAGUAUUAUUUGUGGAAGGAGUAGUAAGAGUAAUAAGGAAUAGUUAUAUUUUACAGUUUCAUGUGUAUGUGUAUAGACUCCAAGGAUUAUGUUGUUAUCUAAACAGAAAUUAUUCGAAUCAAUCUUGUCUAUGCUCAGCAACU
This is a messenger RNA of Capsella rubella, 2161 nucleotides long. RefSeq names its product protein WVD2-like 7. The transcript has 8 exons. The coding region runs from base 255 to 1898 and encodes 547 amino acids. The record is from RefSeq and is a predicted model, not a curated record. Lineage: Eukaryota; Viridiplantae; Streptophyta; Magnoliopsida; Brassicales; Brassicaceae.